This is a messenger RNA of Notodromas monacha, 2370 nucleotides long. The record is from the annotation of a GenBank genome assembly. NCBI's taxonomy places the organism in Eukaryota, Metazoa, Arthropoda, Ostracoda, Podocopida, Cyprididae.
UAUAUCUUCUGUUUUCAUAGCUGUGAAGAAACACAGAGCAUAGAAUGCUGGCCGGGUUAUUACAGUUGGAAAAGCAUAUUAGGCCUCAUUUAGCAAAAUUUAGGAGGACUAUGUCAAAUAAGUGAGUGGCAAUAUAUCUUCAUCAGUGACAUGGAAGGUAGGACUUCCAUUGUUGCAGUUGCUUUAUGCAGCUUCAUUGCACUGGUUUUUCUGCAAAAUGUUGGAGCUUCUGAGGAUGAAGAACGACUGGUCAGAGAUUUAUUCAGAGGCUACAACAAGCUCAUCAGACCAGUUGAGAACAUGACACAGAAGGUGGAAGUCAGGUUUGGCUUGGCCUUUGUUCAGCUCAUCAAUGUUAAUGAGAAGAAUCAAAUCAUGAAGUCAAAUGUGUGGCUUCGUCUGGUUUGGAAUGACUAUCAGCUCAGGUGGGAUGAGGCAGACUAUGGAGGCAUUGGAGUGCUCAGAUUGCCUCCAGACAAGGUUUGGAAACCUGAUAUUGUCCUCUUCAACAAUGCUGAUGGAAAUUAUGAAGUAAGGUACAAAAGCAAUGUACUGAUUUUUCCUCAUGGGGAAGUUCUUUGGGUACCACCUGCAAUUUACCAAAGCUCUUGCAAAAUAGAUGUCACAUACUUCCCAUUUGAUCAGCAAACAUGCCUGAUGAAAUUUGGCUCAUGGACAUUCAAUGGGGAUCAAGUGUCACUGCAGCUGUACAAUGACAAGGACUUUGUUGACCUGUCUGACUACUGGAAAUCUGGAACAUGGGAUAUUAUUGAAGUGCCAGCUUACCUGAAUGUUUACAACAAUACCAGUCCCACAGAAACUGACAUUACCUUUUUCAUCACGAUAAGACGCAAGACCUUGUUUUAUACAGUUAAUUUAAUUUUACCCACUGUUUUGAUCUCUUUUCUAUGUGUACUUGUGUUUUACUUACCUGCUGAAGCAGGAGAAAAGGUCACCCUUGGGAUUUCCAUUUUACUUUCACUGGUUGUGUUCUUGCUGUUGGUCUCAAAAAUCCUGCCUCCCACUUCUCUUGUCCUGCCCCUCAUUGCCAAAUACUUGUUGUUCACCUUCAUCAUGAACACAGUGUCAAUCUUGGUAACUGUAAUCAUCAUCAACUGGAACUUCAGAGGGCCAAGAACACAUAGGAUGCCAACAUGGAUAAGGGUUGUUUUCUUGAAAUAUCUUCCUUUGUUGCUGGUGAUGAGAAGACCAAAGAAGACUAGGCUGAGAUGGAUGAUGGAGGUUCCUGGGGGAGGUGGAGUGCCUGCUUAUGGAGCAGGAUCCCCUGUGCUGGGAAAACCUCCUUCAGGAGGGUUUGGGAAAACCAAGGUGGAGCUAAUGGAGCUGUCUGACAUCCAUCACCCCAAUUGCAAGAUCAAUCAGGGAAGAAUGCCUCUGGGAGAUGAACUGCCCUUUCCACCACCUCCACCUCCAUUAGGAAGAGCAGACUCAGACAGUUCUGACUCUCUUUUCAUGACACCAGAGGCUUACAAGGCUACUGAAGCAGUGGAAUUCAUUGCUGAGCACCUGAGAAAUGAGGAUGAAUACAUUCAGAUAAGAGAGGACUGGAAAUAUGUGGCCAUGAUCAUUGACAGACUCCAGCUGUACAUCUUUUUUGCUGUUACAACAUCAGGAACAGUGGGAAUAUUGAUGGAUGCUCCUCACAUCUUUGAGUAUGUUGACCAAGACAAGAUCAUUGACAAGUACAGAGGAAAGUAGUGGAUCUAUUGAGGGAGCAAUGUAUAGUGGCCCAUGCAGAAUUUUCUUGUAUUCCAGUCAUUCAAUCAUUUUUCCAAUGCAGGUCAAUUUCUUGUAGAGAUUAGGAUUAUAUAUAGACUUAAAAGUAAGACAAAUUUUGUAAUUAGUAACUGAAAAAAUUUUUUAUCUUCAACCAUUCUUGUAUUGCCUGUUUACAGUAUAGGCAAGCUGUCUUUGAUCAUGCCCUAAGCUUUUUCCUCAGACAAUUCUAAAAAGAUUUAGCCACUAACCUCAUUGAGCGAAAAAAUUGCACUGCAGUAUCAUUACAACAUUUGCAGAAAAUUGCCAAGAGAACUGGAAAAUCAAAAGUUUGCUCUUUGGAUUAUUGCCAAAAUUCUGUUCUCAAAACAUUUUCUACAGAGGAAACACAGGAGCUGGAUUAUGAAAAAAUGAGCUUAAUUUUGGUUUGAAAUCCUAAUUUUGAAGCAAAAUACAACCAUUCACCAAUGGAAUUGAUGGAAACUGUUGCCAAAAACAAAUCCGCAUUGUGAGUGAAUUUAGUCAGUGUGCCGCAAUACCUGACAUUGAACUUCGCCAUUUUCAGAAGCCCUGGCUUCAUUUUUUGUGUGUUUGAAUAUAGAAAAUGAAGUCCUUUUGAUCCCUGUGAAGAUA